Molecule: messenger RNA, 3194 nt
Organism: Megalobrama amblycephala (Wuchang bream)
Lineage: Eukaryota; Metazoa; Chordata; Actinopteri; Cypriniformes; Xenocyprididae
Product: zinc finger protein 32-like
Exons: 2
Coding region: 22-492 (156 amino acids)
Cellular component (GO): nucleus
Source: RefSeq, a predicted model, not a curated record
AUUAAAGAUGAGACUGAAGACAUGAAGAUUGAAGAUAUUGAGGAACAAACAGACCUAACGGCACUGGCUAGCCAUGAACUUAAUGAAAGGGAAGAAGAGAAAGAACAUAAUGAUAAACAUGAUUUCAUGACUGGGGAAAGGUCGACGCUGACUAAAAAGACUUCCUCACGAAAAAGAGUUCAAAAGACAGAAACUAAAAGAUAUUUCACCUGCCAACAGUGUGGAAAGAGUUUUGAUCGACAUAAAAACCUUCAAGUCCAUAUGAGAAUUCACACUGGAGAGAAACCUUUUUCUUGCCAGCAAUGUGGAAAGAGUUUCAUUCAAAAAGGACACCUUAAAGUCCACAUGAGAAUUCACACUGUAGAGAGCCCAUUCGCCUGUAUACAGUGUGGACAGAGUUUCAGUGAAAAAGCAAACCUUAUAGUCCACAUUAGAUCUCACACUGAAGAAAAGCCUUACACCUGCCAACAAUGUGAAAAAAGGUUUCAGUAAGAAAGGAAACCUUGACAUCCACAUGAGAGUUCACACUGGAGAAAAGCCUCACACCUGUCAAGAGUGUGGAAAGAGUUUCAGUCAUAAAGGAGGCCUUAAGCGACACAUGAGAAUUCACACUGGAGAAAAGCCUUACACCUGUACUAUGUGCGGGAAUGGCUUUUCACGGCAACAAAUCCUUUCCAUCUGCUCAUACACUCUAGUUACCAGGCAGAUUUUCUAAUAUCAGGUUUCACAGAGCAAGGGGACUUAAAGGCACAAUUAAUGAUAAUGAGUUCAUACAAAUAUGCCACCAACUCAUUCAUAUUUUCUUUUAUGGGGAUUUUGCAUAGGGGUUACAGUUACAUUACAUGUAUUGCAAAAUACAUAGGCCUAAUGUUUUGAGGACCAAGUUUGUAGUCAAAGUAUGGGCAGGCCAUAGUCAAUGUAAAUCAUAUUGUUGGUGUUUCGUCUGUACCAGUGAAUGUGCCAUAACUGUUUAUCCGCCGUCAUCGGUGGCCCUGCUUGCUUAUUAGCCUGCGCGUUCACGGCAGGCUCCGUUGUGAUGGGGAGGAGCUGUGGAGGGAGGGCUGUAGCGCAGCAGAGAGCAAGGGGGAGUGACCUGUGAGUUGUGCUUGUUCAAAUUUUCAGGCUAAGUCAACGUUUUCUAAAAACUCCCUACUGCAGCUUUAAAUAAUAAAACAAAAAAAAUCAAAGGAUGUCACAAUGUUUCUGUGUCAUCAGUAAUGUCAGUGUGUAAAGCAGAGUGCAUGGUUGGAAAUGUAAUGUAAUGUUGAGGCAUAAAUACAGAAAACAAAUCAAACAAAACAUAAAGUCCAAAACCAAACAAAGUCCAAAGCCAAAGUUCCCAAAGCUCUCCUUGGCUCGACUGUAGAUCUCUUUUUAAAGGAGCGCCUGAAGCACUGGUCACAGGUGAAUCCAAUAGACUGCUAAUUUGUGGGAACAGGUACCAAGCAGCAAUACCCGAGACCAACAGCAGAGGUCGUCACACCUGGUACCAUGCAAAAUCCACAGGCCUGCUUUUGUGACCAAGGGCACAUGAAUGUCUACUGGAGAGGUGAGACACACUCAGUCUGUGGCCAGGCUCAGGGUGCAUGUUGAAUGCCUGAUCCGGCAGGUGAAGUAACACAAGUUGUUUGACACAGUCAUCCCCUUGUCCAUUUCUGGUAGCAUUAAUCAACUUGCAUUGUCAUGUCUUCUCAUUAACUACCAGAAUGGGGCCACUUGUCAAGGCAUGGGCCCAGUGAGUCUACACAGUGUCAUUCUUGUCUGUCUUUAUUAUUUGGCACAUUGAAUUGUAAAUAUAGUCUGGAAACUGUCUAAUUUUCUUACUAUGAUGGCCUAUUUUUUUGCUUGCCUUUACUACUGAAGUUCAGAAGCACAUCAUGAUUCUGUUCACGCAUGGAGAUGAACUGGAGGAUCUGAAACAGGCAUUGAUGAACAUCUGAAUGUGGAGGAUGAUUUUACUGUUUCAGUAUUAAAGGUAAAUCAGACAUUCAGGUACAAGAACUACUACAGAAGAUCGAAGGAAUGAUGAUGGGAAAUGGUUUUUCUCCAGUGUGGAUCCUAAAGUAAAAAUCUUCUCACACUCAAAGCACAUGUACUCUCUCACACCAGUGUGUAUUUUCUCAUGUUUAUUUAAAUAAUACAGCAGUGAAAAACUUUUUCCACACACAGAACAUGAAUGUGGCUUCUCCUUUGUAUGAACUCUCAGAUGUUUCUUCAGGUUUGAUGCCCAGAGAAACGUUUUGCCGCAUUCAUUACAUGCGAACUGCUUCUCUUCUUCUUGUUGUGAAACUCUCCCCACAUUGAUCACAUGUGUGUGACUUCUCUCCAGUGUGAACUUUCAUAUGACUCUUAAGAUAUCCUUUUUGUGUGAAGCUCUUCCCACACUGAUCACAUGUGAACGGCUUCUCUCCUGUAUGAACUCUCAUGUGAAGCUCAAGAUAUUGUUUGGUUGAUAAACUCUUUCCACACUGAGUGCAGAUUGUAGAUUUCUUGUCUCUUUUUCUUUAAAAAAGUCUUUUUAGUCUUUGAGUGACUCAAAGGUUUCUCUCCAGGUUUGUCAUGAUGUUUCUCCUCCACUUCACUCAGUUCUUCACUCUCCUCACUCUCUUCCAUCAACUCUGAAAUUACAAAAAAAGUUAAUUUUCAGUAUAUUAAAGUAAUUCAAAAUGAGGAUUAUGAAGUGAAAGAACAUAAAAGUGAAUCUUCAUGUACUGAAGUAGACAACGGCUAUGAAAUAUUCUGAUAACUUUGAUGCCUUUUUAUAUAUUUAUUAUAUGUCCCUGAAACAAUUAUUAUAUUUAAAACAUUAUAGACAAAUCACUGUUGUGUUUGUCUGUAGUGUACUGUUUCUGUAGUAAGAACUAUUAAAUAACUUCUACAUUUUAUGAAAAAUACAACUUUAUCAGUAACUAUAAAUCAGAUUUUGUUUGUCAAGCUUACAACCCUGUCAGCCAUUCUGGAAAGUGAAUUUACUUGAUACAGUUUGGUGUUUACUGAUAUUACUGUUUUUUCUUUUGAAACAAGUCUAAAAUUUUGGUCACAUUAUUGCAAAUUUUGAACCAGAUUUAAAAUAAAUGUAAAAUAAUCUGUAUUUUUACCUGAUGUUGACAAUCAAUAUGAACAUUUUUCAAAUCUCACUUUACUGACCAUUUGUUGAAUAUUAGAUGAACUGCAUAUCUAAAUGUGUUGUUGAA